This is a messenger RNA of Lemur catta (Ring-tailed lemur), 3760 nucleotides long. It is a transcript of the gene CBFA2T2, whose product is annotated as CBFA2/RUNX1 partner transcriptional co-repressor 2. Gene Ontology annotation, molecular function: transcription corepressor activity. Gene Ontology annotation, biological process: DNA-templated transcription; negative regulation of DNA-templated transcription. The transcript has 10 exons. The coding region runs from base 57 to 1781 and encodes 574 amino acids. Lineage: Eukaryota; Metazoa; Chordata; Mammalia; Primates; Lemuridae. Gene Ontology annotation, cellular component: nucleus. The record is from RefSeq and is a predicted model, not a curated record.
UCUGACCUCCAUUUCUUUUAUUCUCUGCAGUUGGUCCUGAGAAAAGGGUGCCAGCAAUGCCUGGGUCGCCUGUGGAAGUGAAGAUACAGUCCAGAUCCUCACCUCCCACCAUGCCACCCCUCCCACCAAUAAAUCCUGGAGGACCGAGGCCAGUGUCCUUUACCCCUACAGCAUUAAGCAAUGGAAUCAACCAUUCUCCUCCUACCCUCAAUGGUGCCCCAUCACCACCACAGAGAUUCAGCAAUGGUCCUGCCUCUUCUACAUCUUCUUCGCUAACAAACCAGCAGUUGCCAGCCACUUGCGGUGCUCGGCAGCUCAGCAAAUUGAAACGCUUUCUCACUACUCUGCAACAGUUUGGCAAUGACAUCUCACCUGAGAUUGGGGAGAAGGUGCGGACUCUUGUUCUGGCAUUGGUGAACUCAACAGUGACAAUUGAAGAAUUCCAUUGUAAGCUCCAAGAGGCCACAAACUUUCCUCUUCGUCCUUUUGUGAUUCCAUUUCUCAAGGCUAACCUGCCCCUGCUGCAGCGAGAACUGCUACACUGUGCUCGGGCAGCCAAGCAGACCCCAUCCCAGUACCUGGCUCAGCACGAACACCUUCUGCUCAACACAAGCAUCGCAUCACCUGCUGACUCUUCUGAGCUGCUCAUGGAGGUACAUGGAAACGGGAAGAGGCCCAGUCCAGAGAGGAGAGAAGAGAAUAGUUUUGAAAGAGAUACAAUUGCUCCUGAGCCUCCUGCCAAGAGAGUGUGUACCAUUAGCCCUGCUCCCCGGCAUAGUCCUGCUCUCACUGUACCCCUCAUGAAUCCUGGGGGCCAGUUCCAUCCUACUCCUCCACCUCUUCAGCAUUAUACCUUAGAAGAUAUUGCAACUUCACACCUGUACCGGGAACCCAACAAGGUGCUAGAACAUCGAGAAGUGCGUGAUAGGCACCACAAUCUUAGUCUAAAUGGAAGCUAUCAAGAUGAGUUGGUAGACCACCGUUUGACAGAAAGGGAAUGGGCUGAUGAAUGGAAACAUCUUGACCAUGCCCUGAAUUGCAUUAUGGAAAUGGUAGAGAAGACGCGGCGCUCCAUGGCAGUUCUGCGGCGCUGUCAGGAAUCUGAUCGUGAAGAGCUCAACUACUGGAAAAGACGAUAUAAUGAAAACACAGAGAUGAGGAAAACAGGGACCGAGUUGGUCUCCAGGCAGCACAGCCCUGGGACUGCAGAUUCUCUCGGCAACGAUUCUCAGAGGGAAUUCAGCAGUAGGCCAGGUACAGGAUACGUACCUGUGGAGUUUUGGAAAAAAACGGAAGAAGCUGUGAAUAAGGUGAAAAUUCAGGCCAUGUCAGAAGUACAGAAGGCCGUCGCUGAGGCAGAGCAGAAAGCCUUUGAAGUGAUUGCAACAGAGAGAGCUCGAAUGGAGCAAACCAUAGCGGAUGUCAAGCGGCAGGCGGCAGAGGACGCCUUCCUCGUCAUAAACGAGCAAGAAGAAUCCACAGAGAACUGCUGGAACUGUGGCCGCAAAGCCAGCGAGACAUGCAGUGGCUGCAAUAUCGCACGGUACUGUGGCUCUUUCUGCCAGCACAAGGACUGGGAGCGGCACCACCGCCUCUGUGGCCAGAACCUGCAUGGCCAGAGUCCCCACAGCCAGAGCCGGCCACUGCUCCCUGGGGGGAGGGGCUCAGCCAGGUCUGCCGACUGCAGUGUGCCCAGCCCAGCCCUGGACAAGACCUCGGCAACCACCUCGCGUUCCUCAACACCUGCCUCUGUGACAGCCAUUGACACCAACGGACUCUGAGCCCAGAUUCUACUUAUCCUGGUGACCACCCAACAUGACAGGACACUUACAUCGGGGGGCUGGCUGUGGGAACCAGUGCUAGUAGCUGUUGAUCAUCAGUAAGGAAUGCAAUGGAGGCAGAAGGAGUCCAUGGCCUCUCCCAACACUUGUCGUCUGUGUCCUUGUGGAACAAGUGUGCCAGUCUCUCUGCACACAGGCAGCUGGCCUGAGCUGCCUCCUCCAUGGCUUUCCUGGUUUGUUCCUCUCCCAGCCAAAGCUGGCUUAGCCAGGUCCCUUUCGGUGUAGACCACCAGCUCCCCUCCCUGCCUCCAUUGAGUCAGCAGACUGUCAAGUGUGCCCAGUCUUCAUGUGGCAGAGGCCUGGAUGCUGGCCUCAGGCUGGAGAGGAGGCCCCCCUCGGACGGACGGGGGAGUCGUCCCUCUUAUCCUUGAACAGCUCCUUAAGCCCCAUUUCCACCCUUGGCAGAUGACACUGGUUGGCCUCACGGGGACUUGGGCAGGCAAAAAGUGGCACUCAGGACUCCCUUCUCAACCUUCUUGUUCAGGCUUGUUAAGAUCAGAAUCAAUAGGAACAAAGUCACCAUUUCAGUAAAAGCACCCAUAACAGGAAAAAAUAAAUAAAACUUCUACCAAGCAUCACAGAUCACUUGGGACAAGAUUUUUCAACCUGGCUGGCUACUUUAGUGUGGGACCCAUUUUUUUCUCUCUCCUUUGAUUUUGCUUGUGCAGAAAAUUGUUUCCAGCGCAUGGAUCAGUCUGAGAGAAUGCGACUGCGCCGUGGAUAGUCUGUUCUCUCUGAGCAUGUUGGCCAAACUAGUAUUGUCAAAUUAUUGAGUGGAUCAUCUCUUGGAAUUGCAGAGCCUUCUGCCACCACUUGACUGUUUGCACAGUUGUCUUGUUCUGUGUCCUUUUAUCUCUCAGACUGUGCACGUCUGGAUCACACUGGCAUCUUCUGCCAUGGGUUCUGUUUGGCACUUGCUGAGCUGCAGUUGUCCUGCUGAAUGUGCCGUGGUGUGUUGAUAGGAUUCGCCCCACCUGUCAAGGCCUGGUCUCAUCUGAGCAGCCCUGCUGGACAUGAAAGAAUUCUACAAACCUCAUAGCUCCAUGUCAUUAUGGCCUCAAUGUUGAUUUAUUAUCAGACAUACAAUCUCCAUUUCCUUUCGCUUUUGUUAUCUGAUAGCUUCCCACUUUGAGCCCAAAAAGGUUUUGUGAAAUGAGAGAACCAUUUCAGGAAAGCCUGACCAAUUUUCCUUCCCAUCUUCAGGGAGUUUUCCAGCGACUUACCUGGCUCACCAAACAUGACAUCACUUAUACUCCUUUUAAAUGUUAUUCUUCCCUGCCAUGUAGGUUUUGUUGGGAGCCCGAGGACCCUGACCCACUCUACACAUUCGAGCUUCUGGCAAGGAAUCAGUUGGGUUGGGUCGGUUGGCCCUAUGGUGGCCGGCCUUGGGAACCUAGGUCUAGCUCCACCUUCUGUGCACUGACCAGAGUCUGAAAUAAAAGCUCUCAGUACCAUAAAGGAAAAGGAAUUAGCACAGAUAGCCUUAUCCUUGCACGCAGGUGUAUUUUACUUCAAGUCCCUUAUUUACCAUAACCAAGGAUUUUUAGUCUUAACAAAGAAAGCCAAUACAAGGCACUCUUUAAAUUCCUGGAUUUCCAUUGCCCAAAGUAAGGUGUAACCAGAGAAAGAAUAACAGAGAAUAAUAUUACUUUACCAUGGAAUGUGUAAGACCCACAGUUUUCUAGUCAGCCUGAUACCUUGGGUCCCCUCACCCCCCUAGUCAGUGGGGCAGCCUAACUUUUAGCAGGGAUGUAGUCAGUACCCCAAACCGCCUCUACAGCAGUUAUAACAAGAGAUAUCUCGUGAUAUACACUGGGUCUGUCCUUGGCUUACUGUUUUUUCAUUGAUAAGUUGAAUGAAUACUUAAGCAGAUUUUGGGGUUUUUUUUUUUUAUUUCUUUCCAGAGACUGAGUCUGCUC